CAAGCUCAUACCAACACACGGGAGUAUCUACCCAAUAUGGUAAUAGGAUCAGCAAGUAUACUAACUAAACUAGAUAUUAAUAAUGAGCUUAAGCUGAGUAGUAUAGAGUCUACUGACCUUUCUAUAAAGAGGAUUACCAAAUUUGGAAGCUUAGAUAUAAGUAGUAUGAGUAAUACGGGGAAUAUAGUCAUAGAAUAUACCGAAAUAGGACUUGUGAAGGGUGGAAAAAUUCUGGGUGAGUGCUAUCUAUGGAUGUAUCACUCUGAGCAUACGUUACCAAUAGAAUCCGGGCCUGAGCUUGGUGUACUUGAUAGAUAUAAUAUGAAAUGUA
Messenger RNA from Racocetra persica, 331 nucleotides. The record is from the annotation of a GenBank genome assembly. NCBI's taxonomy places the organism in Eukaryota, Fungi, Glomeromycota, Glomeromycetes, Diversisporales, Gigasporaceae.